GUUAACUAAUGAGGGUGUGUUGAUUAACGAUAUAUCCAUACUAUGAUAAGAUUAAUAAUGGUUAAGAGUUUCAACAUUUAUGGAGACUAUGGACGCUGAUAAUAAUACUGGGGGAAAAAUGAGGCGAUGUCUCUCCUCUCUCAUCGAUCUCUGCGAUUUGAUCGGACGAGUUCUGCUGGUCGUUCUAGCAGCAGUGUUCGCUGCAACUCUGGCGAAUCAACACAAGAUCAAGCACAAAGAUAGGGAUCCUCCACAUUCCGAAGUGUGUCGAGAAAGAUCGAAUACCGGUCCGGUGGUGAGGUUUCUGAAAUCAAAUAACCCGGCGAGGCAAGAGACAGGUCGUAGCUAUACUCAAAUCUUACAGGGAAAUAGAAGGUCCAGAUCUUGGGACAAGAAAAGGAAGCUAGGGUAUAUCCCUGCUGAAUUUGCUCUGUUGAAUGACUGAAGUCUCAAACAACUGAAAUCGUCUAUGAAGGAGAUGUGGCGCUUUAAGCUGUCUUCAUCGAUUGAAGUGGACAAUGGAAGAGGAGAGAAAUCCCCUUCUCCCUCCUACACAAACUCGGAUCGAAAUGAUCUGACUAGGACCCCCCUCUACUUGGUCUCGUCUGGAUCCAUCGCAACAGGACUCCCUAAUGAUGCAAAGGGGAAGAUGUAAAAACCUAAGUCUUGGGGAUACGUUACCGAUGACGGACUGGGAAUUUCCCGAUAAUGUAUCGACCACUAUCGGAUGUCGGACUUGGGGUAGAUGAGCCGAUGAUAGCUUGUCCAUCGAAAAGAUAAAAAUCCUGCAAUAUACACCCUGGUUAUGUGUGGUUUUUAACCAUAUGAUUCCUGAUAAGGAUAUUAACUAUAAAAAGAAAGUUAGUUUGUGACACGCUACGACACAACUCCUAACAAUGGCCAAGUGUAAUCAAUGAAAGGGACUGCAGUAUAGUGGCACAAGUAAUAAAUACCGAAUCCACGGGUCUCUAGAGUUACUAUUACUCAGCUUCAGUUCAUUAUCUAGCAAACCAGAUUAAUGAUUGAUUUACUAAACUAGUCUACUAACUAAGCUAAGCUAAACUACUAAUUACAAGUUGGGAACUCACUUAGGUAUGAUUCCCCCUAGCUCAUCAAUUAUGUCUAAGUUGUAAUUACCUUUGGUUGAUCUACUGUUGAUUAAACUGCGGAAGAUCCUAAAUUAGCUUGAAAGCUCUUAAGCUGACAAGCUAAACUACUAAUUACAAGUUGGGAACUCACUUAGGUAUGAUUCCCCCUAGCUCCUCAAUUAUGUCUAAGUUGUAAUUACCUUUGGUUGAUCUACUGUUGAUUAAACUGCGGAAGAUCCUAAAUUAGCUUGAAAGCUCUUAAGCUGACCAAACCCUCUUAGAUAGAAUACCCGGUAGGCGACUAGCCUUCACCGGGAUAGACUGCUUAGGCGAUUCACACAGAUCUCUACUACUGGAAUGAAUUCCAGUACAUAGCAGUGAAUUGACUGACUCUCGCAUAACCAAUUCACUACUAUCAAUCAUGGAAGCUCUCUUAGCCUAAUAAGAUUCUAUCUAUCAAAGGUUAAAACAGAAAUCAAUAGAAUUUGACCAGGAUUCAAUUGACUCAAUAAAUCAUACCUCAAUUGAUUAUAAUCACACAAUAUAGGAUCCAAAAAUUC
Molecule: messenger RNA, 1648 nt
Organism: Linum trigynum
Lineage: Eukaryota; Viridiplantae; Streptophyta; Magnoliopsida; Malpighiales; Linaceae
Source: the annotation of a GenBank genome assembly